CCAGCCAACCUCAAACCCGAACCAUCUCUCUCUCUCUGUAACUAUAAUGGCUCCAGCUGCUCCGGUGGAGACUGCAAUGAAGCAAAAGGAAUUCAUUUACAGGUCGAAGCUUCCGGAUAUCUACAUCCCGAACCAUCUUCCUCUGCACUCAUAUUUCUUUGAAAACAUAUCACAGUUCGGCUCCCGGCCAUGUCUGAUAAACGGCGCCACCGGCGAGACAUACACUUACACUGAAGUAGAACUCAUCUCCAGAAAAGUAGCAGCUGGGCUUGACAAACUUGGCAUCAAACAGGGUCAAGUGAUCAUGCUUCUGCUGCCCAACUCGCCCGAGUUCGUCUUCGCCUUCCUCGGCGCGUCUUACCGCGGUGCCACCAACACAACAGCGAAUCCCUUCUACACCUCGGCGGAGAUCGCCAAACAAGCCAAAGCCUCCAACGCCAGACUUAUCAUAACACAAGCCUGCCAUGUUGAGAAACUGAGGGAAUUUGCCAAGGAGAACGACGUUAAGAUCAUGACUACCGACGCACCCACCGAUGGUUGUGUGCAUUUCUCCGAGCUGACUCAGUCUGAUGAGUCAGAAAUGCCCGCCGUAAAGAUUCACCCUGACGACGUCGUCGCCCUACCUUACUCAUCGGGAACAACUGGGUUGCCCAAAGGUGUGAUGCUGACUCACAGGAGUCUCGUAACCAGCAUUGCGCAACAGGUUGACGGAGACAACCCUAACAUGUAUCUUCACAGUGAGGACGUGUUGUUAUGUGUUCUGCCUCUCUUCCACAUCUACUCGCUUAACUCGGUGUUGUUUUGCGGGUUACGAGCCGGCGCGGCAAUUCUGAUCAUGCAAAAAUUCGAGGUUGUGGCAAUGAUGGAGCUCAUACAAAAAUACAAGGUAACCGUCACUCCAUUUGUCCCUCCGAUCGUCUUGGCACUGGUUAAGAACCCGGCCGUCGAUAGCUACGACCUGUCGUCCGUCCGUACGGUGAUGUCCGGUGCCGCUCCGAUGGGAAAGGAGCUUGAAGAUGCUCUCAGAGCUAAGCUUCCUAAUGCUACGCUUGGCCAGGGAUACGGGAUGACGGAGGCCGGGCCGGUUUUGUCGAUGAGUUUGGCAUUUGCGAAGGAGCCAUUUGAGGUAAAAUCAGGAUCAUCUGGGACUCCAGUUAGGAACGCCCAGAUGAAGAUUGUUGAUCCGGAAACUGGUGAAUCCUUGCCCAGAAAUAAACGGGGAGAGAUUUGCAUCAGAGGAGCCCAAAUCAUGAAAGGAUAUCUAAACGACCCAGAAGCCACAAAGAGAACCAUAGGCACAGAUGGCUGGUUACAUACUGGAGAUAUUGGCUACAUUGACGAUAAUGGUGAGGUCUUCAUUGUUGAUCGAUUGAAAGAAUUGAUCAAGUACAACGGUUUCCAAGUAGCCCCAGCUGAGCUCGAAGCAUUGCUCCUCACUCAUUCCAACAUCUCGGAUGCUGCCGUGGUCCCCAUGAAAGACGAGCGUAACGGAGAGAUCCCUGUCGCAUUUAUCGUAAGAUCAAACGGUUCUCAGAUCACUGAGGAUGAAAUCAAGGAAUACAUCUCAAAACAGGUUGUAUAUUAUAAAAGAAUUAAGCGGGUUUUCUUCACCAAAGCCAUUCCAAAGGCGCCAUCUGGCAAGAUCUUGAGGAAGGAAUUGAAGGCAAAGCUGGAAGUUGGUGCUCCCAACUAAGACUAGUUUUAACACUCUAGCUCUAGUUUUUCUCUAUUCAACCAUAUCUUUGUGUAUAGGAGAAAGGCACAAAUGCCCUACUUUGACAAUGGGAAUUCUUCAACGACCUGAUUCCCAUUCAUUUUUUUCUCUCUUUCGGAUA
This is a messenger RNA of Nelumbo nucifera (sacred lotus), 1835 nucleotides long. RefSeq names its product 4-coumarate--CoA ligase 2-like. Gene Ontology annotation, molecular function: CoA-ligase activity. Lineage: Eukaryota; Viridiplantae; Streptophyta; Magnoliopsida; Proteales; Nelumbonaceae. The record is from RefSeq and is a predicted model, not a curated record.